Oncorhynchus masou masou (cherry salmon) is the source of this 1434-nucleotide messenger RNA. Its product is annotated as E3 ubiquitin-protein ligase RNF170-like. Lineage: Eukaryota; Metazoa; Chordata; Actinopteri; Salmoniformes; Salmonidae. Gene Ontology annotation, molecular function: ubiquitin protein ligase activity. The record is from RefSeq and is a predicted model, not a curated record.
AACCAGGAACAUGUCCGUGCCGUCCGACAGCAGCUGCAGUCUGACUCACAGGAAGGUGAACCAACAGAGCCCAGGCAGCAGUUCUAUACAGACAUGUCCUGUCCAGUGUGUCUACAGCAGGCCGUGCUGCCCGUUGAAACCAACUGUGGACAUCUCUUCUGUGGUUCUUGUAUAAUUGCAUAUUGGCGAUAUGGGACAUGGCUUGGUGCUAUCAACUGUCCCAUCUGCAGACAAAUGGUGACCCUGCUGUUCCUCUUCCAUGAGCAUGCCGCCCCUCAGCAGGUACAGGAUGGAACAGUUGAUCCGCUCCUCAUCCUCCGGGAUCUCGGCGACUACAACCGCAGGUUCUCCGGACAACCCAGAUCGCUGAUGGACCGGCUGCGUGACGUGCCCACGUUGCUGCGCCACCUCUUCAGGGAGAUGUUCUCCGUAGGGGGCCUGUUCUGGAUGUUCCGGAUCCGUGUCCUGCUGUGUCUGAUCGGGGCUCUGACCUACCUGAUCUCCCCUCUGGACUUCAUCCCCGAGGCUCUGUUCGGCCUGCUAGGCUUCCUGGACGACUUCUUCAUCAUCCUGCUUCUGUUCAUCUAUAUCUCUAUCAUGUAUAGAGAGGUGGUGACCCAGAGACUGGCAGCGUGAUGGAGAGAGGUGGUGACCCAGAGACUGGCAGCGUGAUGGAGAGAGGUGGUGACCCAGAGACUGGCAGCGUGAUGGAGAGAGGUGGUGGACCCAGAGACUGGCAGGGUGAUGGAGAGAGGUGGUGACCCAGAGACUGGCAGCGUGAUUGAGAGAGGUGGUGACCCAGAGACUGGCAGGGUGAUUGAGAGAGGUGGUGACCCAGAGACUGGCAGCGUGAUGGAGAGAGGUGGUGACCCAGAGACUGGCAGCGUGAUGGAGAGAGGUGGUGACCCAGAGACUGGCAGCGUGAUGGAGAGAGGUGGUGACCCAGAGACUGGCAGGGUGAUGGAGAGAGGUGGUGACCCAGAGACUGGCAGGGUGAUGGAGAGAGGUGGUGACCCAGAGACUGGCAGCGUGAUGGAGAGAGGUGGUGACCCAGAGACUGGCAGCGUGAUGGAGAGAGGUGGCCCGUGACCCAGAGACUGGCAGCGUGAUGACACCCGUUCAGUUCGGCUGCGGGGAAAUUUGAUUGUGAUGCAGGACCCAGGAGGACAAUCUAUGCCAUGAUAGUUACUGAUCAUUCAGGUCAAAGGUCACUUAGCUUCAGGUCAAAGACACAGGGAGAGUGCUCUGUUGCUCUGGACUGGAGUUCCAUCAUGCAGAAGUGUGGGGACUAGUUAACGGGUCUGUUGGCAAAAUGUUUGUUAUUGGCAGGUUGUUAUUUCAUCAGUUGACGUAAUCCUAUUGAAUAUGCUAAUCUAAAAUGUGUGUGUGUGUGAGAGUGAGACGGGGCUGGGACAAUAAACUGAUAAUUACUGA